Molecule: messenger RNA, 2119 nt
Organism: Gaeumannomyces tritici R3-111a-1
Lineage: Eukaryota; Fungi; Ascomycota; Sordariomycetes; Magnaporthales; Magnaporthaceae
Exons: 2
Coding region: 138-1922 (594 amino acids)
Biological process (GO): dephosphorylation
Molecular function (GO): phosphatase activity
Source: RefSeq, a predicted model, not a curated record
CGCAACCUGCAGAUGCAUGCCCCGCCGUCAAGCACCACCACAGUCCCGCCAGACUUGCAUCUGGCAAGCACGUGCGUCCUGUGUUCCCUCCAGACCACCACGUACCACGCACCGAGAUCACAAAAUCAGGAAGCUGAAUGCGGACCGGUGGACCCUUGCGGCCUGUUGUCUCAGCCGGGCCGCCGUCGCAGGCCGGGCUGGAUAAAAGGCAUGCCUUCCCCCUCGUGAAGGGAAGGCGAGCCAUGCCCAGGUGGGAACUCGGCAGCUCGGCGACGAGGAGCCUCUCACCAUACGGUCUGCCGGCGCUACUGCUCCUCUUGGUCGCCACCACCGUCUUGUUCCUCCUUGGCUUCCCCUAUGAGCAGCUGCUCGCGACAACGACGACGACCAUGUGGGCCCACCGCGCCGUGCUGCUUACCCCAGCGGCGGUGGCUGUAGCUACUGCUGCUGCGGCGGUUGAUCUAAGCUGGCACGCAUCGGGCCGGACGCCGUACAACAACCUCAGCGCCGUCGUCGGCGGGGAGGGGGUGCCCAAGUUCGUGUUUGAGCCGUCGGGCAACUGGGAGGACGGCACGUCCAACUGGUGCAACAUGCCGCACGUCCGGCCCCAGGAGUACGUACGUCCUUCGAGCGAGUUUGAGCUCAAGUACGUCGAGGUGAUCCACCGCCACCACAAACGAACCCCCUACUCGUCCAACGCCUUCCCGGUCGAGUCGUACCGCUGGAACUGUGACGACCAGGGCCUCUUCGUCUACGGCCAGCCCCUUUCGCCCGACGGCAGCCGAUCCUCGGCGCAGGCCUACUGGCAGGGCGCCGUCUCACCGCUGAACACGUUCGUGCCCUCGGGCUGGGUCGGCACGUGCCAGUUCCCGCAGAUCACGACGGGCGGGCUCGACGACUCGGCCCGGCACGGCGACGACCUGUACGCCGUCUACCACACCCUCCUCGGCCUCCUGCCCGACCGGGCCUCCGGCGCGCCCGCGUGGCGCGCCCGCACGCGGUUCCGCGUCACCCAGAACGUCAUCACGAGCCAGGUGGCCGGCAUGCUGGUCGCGGGCAUGACGCGGUCGACGGGGCCCAUCCCGCUCGAGAUCCAGGCCGCCGGCGUCGACAGCCUCGAGCCGCAGUACCCCUGCCCCGCCGCCGCCGCCGCCCUCUCGCGCGCCCAGACCCCCGCCGCCGACCCGGCCUGGGCCGCACACCUGGCCGCCGCGUCCCCUCUGUACACCCGCCUGGACGACAUCUCGGGCGUGCCCGCCGCCGACGCCGGCUUCCACAAGAGCCUGGACCACUACUUUGACAACCUCUCGGCGCGCCAGUGCCACGCCAAGCCGCUGCCGUGCAAGCUGGUCCCCGACGGCACCGGCGGCGUCGUCAGGAACGACACGUCCGCCUGCGUCGACCAGGCCCUGGCGGACCAGGUCUACAGAUUCGGGCACUGGGAGUACGCCCACGUGUACCGCGGCUCGCGCGAGACGCUGGGCGCCGCCGCCGCCGCCAUGGGCGUCUGGGUCGCCGAGCUGGCCGCGCACCUGCGCGAGGCCGCAGCGUGUGGUGGUGGUGGUGGUGGUGCCAGUAGCGGCGGCGGCAUCGUUUACCGGCACAACGUCGCGCACGACGGGUCCGUCAGCAGGCUGCUGUCGGUGCUGCAGCUCGACGAGAUGGUCUGGCCCGGCAUGGGCAGCGAGGUCGUCUUUGAGCUGUGGCGGAGGCGCAAGGACGCGCCCGCCGGCGGCGGCGGCAGUGGCGGAGGCUACUUCGUCCGGACCCUGUUCAGCGGAAAGGUGCUCAAGUCGGCCAGCCCCGCGCUGGGCGAGAUGGACAUGCUGCCGCUGGACACGCUGCUCGCCUACUUUGACGGGCUCGUCGGGGACAGGGCGGGCUUGGUUGUGGACAAAUGUAACGGCCACAUACCGCUAUGAGGGAUCUUCCAAUUUCGCUGUGUAUUUUAUGUGAAAGAAAACCCGGAGAAACCCAUAUUAACUGAUGGUCUUCGUAACUGCUAUGCCCUGCGGGGGUAUAAUAUAGGCUGGGGAGUGAUCUGUUUGCUGUUUAGUGACUCUUUUUGUUGUAAUCCAGCAGCUCGGCCGCCGUGAAUGAAAAUUCAUUAUACGCGACA